Messenger RNA from Chaetura pelagica (chimney swift), 1396 nucleotides. It is a transcript of the gene FAM117B, whose product is annotated as family with sequence similarity 117, member B. The record is from RefSeq and is a predicted model, not a curated record. The coding region runs from base 124 to 1161 and encodes 345 amino acids. The transcript has 7 exons. NCBI's taxonomy places the organism in Eukaryota, Metazoa, Chordata, Aves, Apodiformes, Apodidae.
UCAAGACCACCUUCAUCAAGCCCUUCCAGUAUUGUUCGGCGGACUUCCUCAUUGGAUACACUUGCUGCUCCAUACCUUGCUGGACAAUGGCCUCGUGAUAAUCAUGGCCAAGCUGCUCCAUGUAUGAGAGACAAAGCCACACAGACUGAAAGUGCCUGGGCUGAAGAGUAUUUAGAAAAGAAGAGAAGCUCACACAAACGUUCAGCAUCAUGGGGCAGUAAUGAUCAACUCAAGGAGAUUGCAAAAUUGCGUCAGCAAUUGCAGAGAAGCAAACACAGCAGCAGGCAUCAUCGCGAUAAAGAAAGACAGUCUCCCUUUCAUGGUAACCAUGCAGCCAUUAACCACAGUCAGGCUCCCAUCCCAAAGAGUGCUCUUGUUCCUGUGAUACCUAUUACCAAAUCAACAGGUUCACGAUUCCGAAACAGUGUAGAAGGACUCAAUCAGGAGAUUGAGAUAAUAAUUAAGGAGACUGGAGACAAAGAGGAAGAGCUUGUUCCUCAAGAUAUUCCAGAUGGGCACCGUGCACCACCUCCGUUGGUUCAGCGUAGUAGUAGUACUCGCAGCAUUGAUACCCAAACACCUGGUGGAGCAGACAGGGGUAGCAACAGCAGCAGUCGAUCGCAGUCAGUAUCUCCAAACUCAUUUCUUACCAUCUGUAACGAAGGCAAUGAAGAAAGUCCAUGUUCUACAGAUGAUCUUCUUGCUGAUUCCAGAGAUAAAGAGAAUGGGAAUAAUUCUCCCUUGCCAAAAUAUGCUACCUCACCAAAACCCAACAACAGCUACAUGUUUAAGCGUGAACCUCCAGAGGGCUGUGAAAAGGUGAAAGUCUUUGAAGAAAGCUUGCCAAAGCCGUUACAUGAAAUUCCAGCCUUCUACUGCCCUGACAAGAACAAGGUGAAUUUCAUUCCUAAAAGCGGCUCUGCUUUCUGUCUUGUCAGUAUCCUCAAGCCACUUCUUCCCACACAGGAUCUCACACUUAAGGGCAGUACACACAGCCUGACUGUCUCCUCUGGCAUGACACCUGGUUUGUUACAGCCCAUUUCUAUGGCUUCCUUGUCUACAAAUACAGAUCAGGACAGGAUCUCUCGUGGAACAAGUACAGUAAUACCACAGACCUCUAUACUCCAGCAGUCAGGACAUAUUGAGGAAGCUGAAGGAUAAAUUUAGAUUGUCUUGAAGUUUUUCUGGACAACUACUGGGAAAAAAUUUGAACCAGUUGAUUGGACCUUUCUAAUUACACUAUUUGUGUUGUUUUAACAAUUUAUGGCACUGUUGUCAAUGAACUGUUCAUGUAAUUGAGAGUUUGGUAGCACAUUGAAAAGUUCAGGAGGAUGCAGCAGUUGAUGGUCUGUUGCACUUUCUGCUUACAAAGACUCCAGUUCUCUUUCACUCCUGC